This is a messenger RNA of Leptosia nina, 1449 nucleotides long. NCBI's taxonomy places the organism in Eukaryota, Metazoa, Arthropoda, Insecta, Lepidoptera, Pieridae. The record is from the annotation of a GenBank genome assembly.
AUGUCUUCAGAUGACCUUAUAGAUACUGUACUGGGUCGUUUAGGGCGAUAUCAAGCGGUGAUAAUUUUUCUGGUGAUCUUGGGUCGUGCUCCAACUGAAUUUCAACUGGUGAACGUGGUGUUUCUUCUGCCAAACCCAGAAUAUGUUUGCCUGGACGAUGGGGCGGGUAAUGCGACUAAUUUCUGCCCAUGUAAAAAUCCCCAAUACAACACGGAUACGGUGAUGAGUUCAGUGUCGAGCCAGUUCAAUUUGAUUUGUGAUAGACUACAUUUGGCCAGCUUUGGACAGUCCAUGUUGCAAGGCGGGAUCCUGGUUGGGAGUGUUUUGUAUGGCUAUAUUUCUGACAGAUAUGGACGCAAAAUGUCAUGCCUUCUCUCUCUAAUAACUGAAGUCAUAUUCGUAGCGAUAUCUGCUGCGGUGACAGAAUUCUGGAUGUUUGCGAUAUGCCGUUUUCUAAUAGGAGCGUCCGUCGGUGGGAGCAUGCUGUGCACCUACGUAAUGCUCAUAGAGCUUUUGGGGAAAGCAUAUAGGCAUUACUUGCCAGGGCUGGCAGAAAUGGUGUACGUGAUAUGCUACCUCUUGCUACCAGUUAUUGCCUACUUUUUAAGCGAUUGGAAGCAUUUGCAGUUAGUCACAUCCCUACCGUGGGCUUUCGUCUUAUUGUAUUACUUCGUGAUACCGGAAUCUCCCAGGUGGUUGAUCACGAUGGGACGGAAGAAGGAAGCUACAGAUAUUUUAGUAAAUAUGGCGAAGAGACAGAACAUGCCAACAGAAAACAUAGAAGCAUUAGUGGAUAAGACCUACGAGGAACUAGUCAAGAAUGACGAGAAUCAACACGCUACGUACAUAGAUUUGUUCAAGACGCCAAAAAUACGGAUGUACACGCUAAUGACGUCAUUUGUAUGGAUGUGUUGUUCGCUUUCUUUCUUCGGUGUUAACCAAUACAUAGGCCGGCUACAGGGUAAUAUAUAUUUGAACCUACUGCUAUCUGCAACCAGCUUAAUCCCUGGAUUGAUAUUAGUGGUGUUGGCUUCCUACUACUUAGGCCGGAGAGUGAGUUUAAUAAUAAGCUUUAGUGUAGCAGCAAUUUCGCUGCUACUCUUCUUGGUAAUACCUAAAUCGAUGGGAGGUUUGAUAUUGGCGUUCGCGAUCAUCGGUUUAGUGGGUGCGCACGCGUCGUUUGUACAAGUGUAUUUGCAUACUUCGGAGAUAUUUCCGACGGUAGUGAGAAAUUCGGCUAUGGGCCUAGCAUCUGUUUUUGCGCGGAUCGGUGGGUUUAUAGCGCCGUUUGUAGUGAACAUCGGCACGGAAUGGAUCACGAUAGCCAUAUUUAGUGUUUUGGCCUUUUGCGCCGGUUUCGUCUGUUUGUUUUUACCGGACACGAAGAACAGACAGCUGCCAAACACGAUUGCGCAGACCGAAGCGCAGAAUGCGGAUGUGAAAAGUUAG